AUGCAUAGGACAACUACCGAAGGCGCAGCUUCUAGCUCGGGAGGAUCAUCCAAAAAAUGGCGGCUACCAAGGCCUUUGCGAACGAAGAAGAGUAAACUUGGCAAGGAUGAUAAGGGAAGAACGCCCGGGUCUAGUGAAUUUGACCACAUUCACUCGUCAUCACAUCUUCGAUCGGACUCAAGUUCCAUGCACGUCAUGCACGAGAUGCAAGAAAAUAACUACAGGCAGUUGCAGAUCUUAAUACAGCGAAUGCGUUCGGCGCCUUCCGGCCCAAACCAUGUCGAUUCCGCUUAUAGAGAGUUUGAGAAAAUCCGGGAACCUUGCGCGACGCUUUGUUAUGGUAUUUUACAGGACGAAUUAAGGCCGGCUAAGGCAAUGUCGACUACCACUGAGACAACGACUCGACGAGAAUCUUCGUUUGACUCUCCUCGUAGCCCCGGGGCCACUAUAUUUGACCAAAGAAGCUCUUUUAGCGGCCGCAGCCUAACUGAAGUGGUUUCGGGGAACACCACAAAGCCUAGUCCAGCUAAUGAGUUGUGCCUAAAUGCUGUCAGAGACUGGAAAACUUGUCUGGAAACUUUAUGCGAAGCCUUCAAAGUCAGCUUGGCCGACACUUAUAAAAGCUACGAGCGUGAUGCGACCCCGGAAAUGGUCGAUUUGCUUUUCACAAGUCGGAAGUUUCGCCGAGAAGCAGUGCAUCGCAUGAGAAAUGCCAGCGUCACUAGGCUCCUCUCUGCUGAUCCCCAAUUUUUUCCCAGAUACGAGAUCCGUUUCAGAAAUUAUGAAAGGGUUAAGAAAGAAGCGACCGAAGUUCGGCAGCUUCUUCAAUCUGGCGAAUCGGGAAUUUCACCCUCAAGAGAGGUUCAUGAAUUCUUGAUCGCACAACGGGGAGACGCCGUGCUUGAAUUCGCGAAUAUUGGAAACGAAGCGUCACACAAUGACCCGGUUUUACGCUUUCGUGUCUCAUCUUACAUGCUUUCUGAGACAUCCCCCAUCUUUGCACGCAUGUUCUCGGGCCCCGCAAACAGCAUGCUGUUGCACGAAGCUGAAGACAUCACACCUCACAUACCGCCGUCUCCUGUGCCCUACGUAUGCAAGGAUGGGUCUGAGGCAAAACUAUAUCGCAUGCCACAACACGAAUUGAACCGACAUCAGUCCCUGGAGAUCUUGCUGCAUGCGGCACACAUGCACAACGAAUUAAUCCCGAGAGAGGUCGGUUUCGAUCAGUUUGUCGCCAUUGCAGAUUGCUCAAUGAGAUACAAGAGUACAUCGCCGCUGGAAAUGGUGGUUGAGCACAGAUGGCUCCCUCGAUGGAUGCAUAGAGGUGCUGAUGACAUGCCCGAUGGAGUCUUGGUCAUCAGUUAUGCCUUCGGCUGCAGACAACUCUUUACUCGAAUGUCCAAGAGUGCCAUUUUGAAUUUGCUCGAUGAAAAAGACUUGCAAAGCAAGCCCUGGCCGCAGAAAAUCAAGGACAAGAUUUGGGCAGUUAGAUGUGCCAAGUUGGCUCAGAUUUAUUCUUGCUGUACCAACGCCAUUCAAGAACAUAUCCGCCAGCCUAACCGAGAUUCACCCAGAGAGACGUACGCGCAUCCUCAGGCGGAGGCGGUGACAAGCUUACAGACUGCUACUGCUGCACCCCCGGCUUACGCGGCCACCUUGACGAGUCCGCCAAGAUGUCCCAAGGGAAGUCAUAGCUGCGAUGCCUCCAAUCUCGGGUGGAUGAUGCUCGUGUUUAAUCAGAUGAAUUUGCUGCCGCAAAUUCUGCAACCCUCUGUUCUAUCUCAUAUGCCAGAGUCUGAAGAGCCACCGAGAAGCCUGACCCAGCUGGUGGAAACUCUGAGGAUGAUGCCCAGCCCUGCGUCACCUGUUCAUCGAGGUGGAGUUUGUGACCCAAGCCCGGCCUUCCGCGCGGCCAUUGCCGACAUAUACAAUAGUGUCACAGGUCUUACUCUUCAUGAUAUUAGUGGAAAGAGCCAUGGCUGGGCAUUGUCAAAGCACCGGAUGUUGGAUCCACAAACAAUUCCAGCAACCGGCUUGAGUCGCAUGGCGGCCAGCAAUGAUAAUUACUCCGUGGUGAAUGAAUUCCCUGACUCAAUUCGGUUCCAGAUUCUUCUUGAGAUUGGUGACCUCAGUGAUCUACAUGCCGCGGCUCAGAUCAACAAGGGUUUCUACGAAACGUACCAAACUCAUGAAUUGACCUUGAUGCGUAAUAUCCUUCGUGCAGACAGAUCGAGAACGGGCUUUGCCCUGGUUCCACAGCGCGCCGGAAACUCUGAGGAUAAGAUUCCAAAGGAGGUGUCAGAUAUGAUCAAGCGCGAGGGGCCAAUUGAGGGAGCAGACGCUGUUACGAUUGGAACGGACGACUAUGAUUAUUCGGAUGAGGAUGAUGAGGACGAUUUGGAGGUAAUUGAAGGAACAGAGGCGCCUCCUAGAAACACCACACUCUCGAGUCCGCCUCUUACCAUCGACCCGCCUGGAUACACGGAGGAUGAAAGACGUUCCUCUGAAGAGGCUGCCUCGCCAACCACGCCGCGACAAAUAACUCUCGACAUCCCAGCGCAAUCUCAGCGUUCGCCAAGGAAACCGGAUGAGACAGUUACCGUCGUUAUCGAGGAACCAUUGAUGACUGAUGAAGAGGCACAUAGAAUUUUGUGGCCCGACCCAAUAGUAUCUGAAUCUCCGACCCCAAUUAACCCCUCAUCCCCUGGGGUGGAGGCAAUGCAUGAGAAGUUCCGAGUGGGUGAUCCAUCAUUUGUCGUGGCAUUAGAAGAUAAGACGCUAGUUAUCACUGGAGACAAGCAGCUACGAAGCGAGUUGGAUCGAAGAAUUGGCUUAUCGAAGAAGGGACAAGACAGCAGGCCAAAUAGUUCGGGGAAUGCGUCUGGCGGUUGUGGGUCGAAGAGCUAG
This is a messenger RNA of Metarhizium brunneum ARSEF 3297, 2907 nucleotides long. RefSeq lists its product as uncharacterized. The record is from RefSeq and is a predicted model, not a curated record. NCBI's taxonomy places the organism in Eukaryota, Fungi, Ascomycota, Sordariomycetes, Hypocreales, Clavicipitaceae.